AUGUCAUCAAAGAAAGCUACUAAAAUUGAAAACGAAAUUGAAGAUCCAAAAGCUGUUUAUUUGGAUGUUUUCGAUAAAAGUAAAGAUUUAAAAUCAUUAGCUGACGAAAUUCAAAAUAUUUCAAAUAAUAAAGAUUUCGAAAUUUUAAAGAGUGAUAAAGAAAACUAUAAAAAUGCCGAAUCAUUAUACAGAGAAAGAAGAGAAUUAUUAAAAGAGAUUCCAAAUUUUUGGGCUACUAUUUUCACCAAUUUAUUUUUAGGUUUAGGAUCAUUUGAAAAUUUACCACAAUAUGUUUCAGAUUUCUUUGUUGAAGAAAGUGAAACUGAUUUUACCUUAUAUAUCGAUUUUAAAGAAAAUAAUAUUAUAAAGAAUAAACAAAUUGUUAUUUCAGCUCAAACACCAUCAAAACCAGAGAAUAUGUUAGAAGAAACUAAAAUUACUUCAACUCCAGUUGAACUUUAUGAAAAAUCAAAAGAAAAUAAUAAACACCCAGAUAUGGAUGAUCAAUUCGAACCAGAAGAAUUGGAAGAAAUCCAAGGUUUCUUAAGAUUUUUAAAAGAACCAACUAAAGAAAUUUGCAGUUUUAUUGUUGGUACCAUUUGGAUGGAUCCAAUUGCAUCAUUCAACAAUGACCAAAGCGAUGAUGAAGAUGACGAAGAAUAA
This is a messenger RNA of Dictyostelium purpureum, 663 nucleotides long. RefSeq lists its product as uncharacterized. Lineage: Eukaryota; Evosea; Eumycetozoa; Dictyosteliales; Dictyosteliaceae. The transcript has 2 exons. Gene Ontology annotation, molecular function: histone binding; chromatin binding. The coding region runs from base 1 to 663 and encodes 220 amino acids. The record is from RefSeq and is a predicted model, not a curated record. Gene Ontology annotation, biological process: nucleosome assembly. Gene Ontology annotation, cellular component: chromatin; nucleus.